Ascochyta rabiei is the source of this 873-nucleotide messenger RNA. Its product is annotated as Proteasome endopeptidase complex. The transcript has 4 exons. Gene Ontology annotation, biological process: ubiquitin-dependent protein catabolic process. NCBI's taxonomy places the organism in Eukaryota, Fungi, Ascomycota, Dothideomycetes, Pleosporales, Didymellaceae. The coding region runs from base 1 to 873 and encodes 290 amino acids. The record is from RefSeq and is a predicted model, not a curated record. Gene Ontology annotation, cellular component: proteasome core complex; nucleus; proteasome core complex, alpha-subunit complex.
AUGACGUCCAUAGGCACAGGCUACGACCUGUCCAACUCGGUCUUCUCCCCCGACGGCCGCAACUUCCAGGUCGAAUACGCAGUCAAGGCGGUCGAGAACGGCGGCACAGCAGUCGGCAUCCGCUGCAAAGACGGCGUCGUGCUCGCCCUCGAGAAGCUCGUCACCAGCAAGCUGCUCAAGGCCGGCGCCAACAAGCGCAUCGCCACAAUCGACCGCAACAUGGGCAUCGUCUCCUCCGGCCUCCUCCCCGACGGCCGCCACUUCGUCUCCCGCGCCCGCGACGAGGCGGCCCAGUGGCGGCAGCUCUACAAGGCCCCCAUCCCUGUCGCCUCGCUCGCCGACCGCAUGGGCAGCUACGCCCAGGCAUACACCCUCUACUCCAGCGUACGGCCCUUCGGUAUCACUGCCAUUGUCGCCGGCUGGGACUCGGAGGCCGAGUUGCCAGUCGACGGCCAGGUCGGCGCUGGGCCCAAGGCUGGCUCCGGCGGCAAGCAGGAGGGCGCAAAGCACGGUGGCCCCUCUCUGUACAUGAUCGAGCCGAGUGGUCUGUACUGGGGCUACUACGGCGCCGCCACCGGCAAGGGACGACAGAUUGCAAAGUCGGAACUCGAGAAGCUCAACCUCGCCGAGGGCGAGCUGUCGCUCCACGACGGCGUCAAGGAGGCCGCGCGCAUCAUCUACGUCGCCCACGACGACAACAAGGACAAGGAGUUUGAGCUGGAGCUGACCUGGAUCAGCAACCUGGACGGACCCACAAAGGGCAGACACGAGGAGGUGCCCAAGGACAUCAGGGAAGAGGCGGAGCGGCUGGCAAAGAAGGCGUUGGAGGGCGACGACGACGACGAGGAAGAGGAAGAGAAGAUGCAGGAGUAA